AUGGCGAACAGAUAUUCUGUCCCUCUUCUUUCAGCUCUUAUUUUCCUCUCCUGCUUCACUUGUAUACAUUCCGCCGAUUUAACUUUCAAUGAACCUGGAUUUGAUGAGACUAUAGUAUUAGCAAGUAAAGUAGAAUGUUCAGAUGGGACACUUGUCUUGCGUUUUGGCAAAGCAGAUCCUGGCGACGCCUACUGUUUUGCCCCCGAAAUGCAGUAUCGUAUUAUCAGACCAGAUGGAUCAGUCGCCACCCUCCCUUUAAACUUUACAUUCCCAGCUGCAAGUCGUUGUUCAUAUUACUUGGAUACGACGAAUGAAGCUGAUGGAAUAAGAAUGUAUUCUAUGCCGUAUAAUCGACUUUUCAUAACGUACGUGGAUGCUACGACUUACACGGACGUAUCAACAUACGUUGACAAGGGAAUACUUGUUUCUUUCAACGGAGAUAUAAUUGGUGAUCCUAUAAUCUUCGGCACUGCUUACAAUUACGUGGGCGAUAAGGGCCCCACAGCAAAAGCAGGCGCUUUAAUACGGAACAUAGGCAACGUCAAUGAAUUCUUGUUUGUGCAAGAAGCAGCUGGGGAUGGUGUAUCAGUCUACUACAAAUGGCAACGAUUUACAGAACCUAAUGCUGAGGGCAUAAUUACGCCAAUAGACCAACGCGUUGUUGUCCAGGAACCGACGCUAGGACAGCUAUGGUCCACUACAUUUGCAACACGAGACGGUGGCUAUGCGCUGGUUGGUGCGUAUACAGUCGUAGACGAUACAGCGGCAGACAAAAAGCCUAAAAAGGCACCCCCUGUGCCGGCCAUUGCUCCAGUAGAUAUUCGAACUCGUUGUGAAGUCACAUUCUUCCGUCCAUUGACCAAUGACACGAUUGGUCCGUUUCUUAUAUAUCAGACUUCGGUUGCAAAGGCGUGGGUUGAUCCCAUGGAUUGCAGCAAUUCUGCCCUUGGUGUUGGGUAUUUAUGUGUCGCAACGGUCGAAAUCCCAAUCGGGAAAACACAAAAUUCUUUAGUUUAUUAUCAGGCUGUUCGUUUCUUGUCAUCUGGCUCUGUAACAGAGACACGGACGCUACCAGUGGAUCCCAAAGCGCCGCCCGGUAGUGUCGAUGUUAGAUCCAUGCCAUUCGGAGGAUAUAUGCUAGUGGAAGCCCCAAUGAAUGCCAAGCAGACGCAAUACAUAGUCACCUCUCAACUAUUAAACGACGAUGGAACAGUAUCAAAUAAAGCACUGAACAUUCCUCAACCUUUAGUAUUCAAUGUCAUCAAUAACGUGGUGAUCGAUGUAUUCUUUCCUAAUAAUUCUUGGGGCUUUGUCUCACGACCUACAGCGACUACAUUUAGAUUGACGGAAUAUGAUAUACCUAAACUGUGGAACGACGAUGUCGUCGGUCUGGAUAAUCCAAACAUCAGGGCCAUCUGGCCUCUUAUUAAUGGGAGCAUUUCACCAAAUGACAAAGUUAACGUUAGUUACAACGUUCCAAUAAUUUUCUCCACCCAGUCAUUGAGUGUCUACCAGGUCAACCCAAACAGUAACGACUCUAGUGGUGAUUACUUACGGCAACGGUGUUCUGCACGUGACUUGUCCUGUAAUAUUUUAAUCCAAAAUGACACAAUCGAGUUCACUCCGCUUAGCAGCACAUUUAAUACUCCGGGCGUCCAGUAUUACGUCGCAAUUGAUUCUGACUAUGUCAAGCAGAGCAAUAUUAGCGAAGCCGUUCCCGGAAUAUUGAAUAGGCAGUGGCAAUUCCAAGCGUCUGUUGAUUCAGGCACAUUUUCAGAUUCAGUUACGGGAUUGCUUAGACUGAAUCUUGAUGAAUCGCAGCAUUUCGACAGUCUUAACAACGACGGGAAAUCUGCAUUUUUUGACGAUUUAACUAAUGCGCUGGUCGAUAUUAUCCCAGUCGAACCAAGUCGGUUGACUACAAGCAAACUUUUUCAGACCACAACUGUUGGAACUGAUGAUUUGGUACUGAUAUCAUAUACAAUUAAGAAAACUACGGACCAAAAUCAGAGAAGCGCCAACGAUCUAGCAAACGAUUUGGAUACUUUGGUAAAGUACAAGUCAAUAACACCUGUUGGAAUGAAUAACAGCACAAAAUUUUUAGAUGAGACAUACGGAUUUCAGCGGACUCAAAACUUGUGGGACAAAUAUAAGACAAGACUAUUGAUCUUAUUUCUUGCUCUCCUGGUCGUAUUGGUGCUUUUCAUAUUAGCCAGAAUCAGAAAUAACGAGGGUCAUAAUUGGGCAAUAAUACAAAUUGCGUUGAUAAUACUGGAUACCACAUUAGAUAUCUUGUUCUUAGCUGAUCACGGCCGCGAUAUACACAGCUUAUAUCUCCCAAGUGUCAUAUUCCUUGUCGUUCCAAUCGGUUUCAAUGCUAUAUCAGCGUUCCUCAUAUUCAAUUAUGAGCACGAACAUAAUAGCAGUUUCCUUAAAUGGUCAAAUAGAAACGUGAAACUAGCACCAACGUUUACUGUAUUGGCAGGCGCGGAUAUCGAAAUGUUGAACGUGCUUGCAUCUGGGCUAGCAGGCCUUAACCUUUUUAGUGCUCCAUUCUCCCGUCGAGCACUGCGAUGGAUAUUUUGGGUAAGCACGGUAAAUGUAAUAAUAGAAGACAUUCCUCAAGUGAUCAUUCAGAUCAUUUACAAAACUAGGACGGUAUCAUACGAUAUAGUCCCAUUUCUCACCUUGAUUACAAGCUGUGUCGUGCUCCUAGUUAAUUUACUAGGAAAGGUUUACUUUGUAGUCCAUUAUAUAAGACACAGAGAAUUCCGAUACAGUGUUCCUGUGAGAAUAAUGGAACGAGAAACCACAGAUUCUGUCGAAGAGAAAGCGGCUACUGAAGAUUACGUACCUACACCGAGGACGUCACAAGACGAGGAUCGGUUCACAACCACGGGAUCCGAUGAACAAUCACAAGAAUACAGAUAG
Messenger RNA from Paraglomus occultum, 2931 nucleotides. Lineage: Eukaryota; Fungi; Glomeromycota; Glomeromycetes; Paraglomerales; Paraglomeraceae. The record is from the annotation of a GenBank genome assembly.